AUGUUUCUAUUGGGAACUCUGCCUACAAGGUGCGGCGGGAAUAGCGCCAUUGAGAGCGCCGCGUUCCUUGCAAAAAGUCCCUCUGCACUAGCCCAUGGCUCCCCUGAAGCAGCAAUUGGCAAGACGUCUGCUGGGGUUGUUGCAGCUGCGAAGCUUGACUGUGACCCUCUGCCGCCGAAAUCACUCCAAUGCUCCAUGCCAUACAAUUAUGCCGAGAGUCAUGCUAGAGAUGGACAGGAUCACGUAUGGAGCCGCGCGCUUCCCAUUGCCCCCCUUCUCGGUUGUUACUCUGCUGCUCAGGCUACCAUGGGAACGUUGCUCACCCACCUAAACCCGCUUAUAGCGGGGUUCUUUGCCCAGGGCGCCUGGAGUGCAAGUAAUGGGGAGGUUCUCAGAUUGCACCGGCCUAUCUAUCAUAUUACGCUCCUUGACAACCUGUUCAGGCCCCUAAUUACGUGUGUUCUACCCUCUAUCAGUGGGUCUGACCCGCACUCCCGUAUUCAAAUGCUGUCCUUCAUGACCGACCUGGGCCCUCUCGAUGGAAUCUGGCUACUGGAGAGUUACCAUCAGGCUCACUCCUGGCGCGAGGUCUUGCUGUGCGUGGACAUUACCGCACCUUCAUGGCUCUAUUGGAGACCACAAGUGACCGACACAAGACCGACACCAGCCCGGUAA
This is a messenger RNA of Aspergillus bombycis, 675 nucleotides long. RefSeq lists its product as uncharacterized. Bases 1 to 675 code for a protein of 224 amino acids. The record is from RefSeq and is a predicted model, not a curated record. Lineage: Eukaryota; Fungi; Ascomycota; Eurotiomycetes; Eurotiales; Aspergillaceae. The transcript has 2 exons.